This is a messenger RNA of Trematosphaeria pertusa, 1375 nucleotides long. RefSeq lists its product as uncharacterized. NCBI's taxonomy places the organism in Eukaryota, Fungi, Ascomycota, Dothideomycetes, Pleosporales, Trematosphaeriaceae. The coding region runs from base 42 to 1193 and encodes 383 amino acids. The transcript is spliced from 3 exons. The record is from RefSeq and is a predicted model, not a curated record. Gene Ontology annotation, molecular function: zinc ion binding; DNA-binding transcription activator activity, RNA polymerase II-specific. Gene Ontology annotation, biological process: regulation of transcription by RNA polymerase II.
GCCGGCGAACGUCGAUCGGGUUAACGCCGGCCGAGGCAGAAAUGACAGAGCGAGUUGCUAAGAGGAAGACGCAUAGGAAGUCGCGCAAUGGGUGCUUCCAGUGCAAGCAGCGUCAUACCAAGUGUAAUGAGGCCCGCCCAAGAUGCGCAAACUGUGUGCGGCUGGACAUCCACUGCACCUGGCCCAGUCGCCCUGAUGGAUACUCAACAUCGUCAACUUAUCCCACGCCUCCCGAGAGCCAUGCCUCAACGCUUGUCGAGAAUCACCCAGUCAGCAGUCCGGAUUUUCAUGGAGCAGCUUUCGGAUCGGAGAUGGCCUUAGCUGAUUUACGCCUGCUGCAUCAAUGGACUUCAAAAACGUACAAGGCUAUGGGUUCUGAACUUACAGCCAAGCACCCAGUCUGGCAAAAUGAUUUCAUCGAAAUGGGCUUUGAGCAUCCCUUUCUGCUUCGCGGCAUCCUCGCGCUGGCAGCCAUCCAUAAAGUGGUCUCCGAUCCAGAAGCAGAUCGAAGCACCCUGCUGCUGCAGGCAGAUUCCCACAUCAGCAAAGCCCUAGCGAUAUACCGACAAAACCUCGAACACCCCAGCGAAGAGGUUGCUAUCCCAAUGUUCCUCCUCUCGUCCAUCCUGCUCAUAUACAAUUUCGCUUCCGCACAACUGGAGGCACCGGAAGAUCCCAUUGCCGCGAUUCAUCACUGCUUCCGAUUAACUCACGGAGUCAAGGUUGUUGUCGAGCCAAAUUGGACGCACAUCGCAUCCAGCCGCGUAUUUGUCCAUAUGGUUGAACUCGUGGAGGAACCCAACCUUGAUGAUGAGCCAGUUCGAGAAAUCAUCCGAUUAAAAGAACUAGCGGAAACGAAGGACACUGUGAUCAAAACCGCCUACGUCACCGCCAUUGAUGAGUUGCACCGGGCGUUCUUAAAGGUUAGGAAUGCUCAAGACCAACUAUCGACCGCUCUAUCCUGGCCUGCACAUCUUUCGGACGACUUCACCCAUCUAGUCUCGGUUCAUGAUCCUAUUGCAGUUUUGAUCUUGGGUCAUUGGGCUGUUCUUCUUAGCCAAUGCCCCCCUAGAUGGUGGAUCCGACAAUGGCCCCAACGCAUAGUCUUCGCGGCUCAGAAAGUGCUGUUACUAAGACCGGAGCUCUUGAAAUGGUUGGAAUGGCCGUUGGAAGUUAUCAACGGGACAGUAUGAGGAGGAUUGGGAUCGGUUGCCGGCCCCAGCAACUGCUCUGAAGCGUCUCAGAUCUACCUACCUGCCAUGUCGGCCUGCUCCAUAACGUCAACUUCUGCGCAAGCUCUGGCCAAAGUCUCGAUACUCUUGAAGCGGCUUCAGCCUCCGCGCUAGGCCAAAUUGCCCCUGCACUUUACAGUCGC